This is a messenger RNA of Carlito syrichta (Philippine tarsier), 1008 nucleotides long. Its product is annotated as UDP-glucuronosyltransferase 1-8-like. The record is from RefSeq and is a predicted model, not a curated record. Gene Ontology annotation, molecular function: UDP-glycosyltransferase activity. Bases 43 to 1008 code for a protein of 321 amino acids. The transcript has a single exon. Lineage: Eukaryota; Metazoa; Chordata; Mammalia; Primates; Tarsiidae.
CAGAAUCCAAGCAACUGGUUUGCUCUGGCUUGCUGUUCUCUGAUGGCUCCUGUGGUUUUAUCCAACCCUCUUCCCCUAUGUGUGUGUCUGCUGCUGACAACUGGCUUUGCCGAGGCAGGCAGGCUGCUGGUAGUGCCCAUGGAUGGGAGCCACUGGUUCACCAUGCGAUCGGUUGUGGAGAAACUCAUCCUCAGAGGGCAUGAGGUGGUCGUAGUCAUGCCAGAGGUGAGUUGGCAACUGGGAAAAUCUCUGAAUUGCACCGUAAAGACUUAUGAAACUUCUUACACUCUGGAAGAUUUGGAUCGUGAGUUCAUGGUUUUUGCCAAUGCUCAAUGGAAAACUCGAGAAAAAAGUUUAUUUUCUAUAUUAAUGAGCUCAUCCCAUGGUAUUUUUGAUUUAUUUUUUUCAAAUUGUAAGAGUUUAUUUAAUGACAAAAAAUUAGUAGAAUAUUUAAAAGAGAGUUCUUUUGAUGCAGUGUUCCUGGAUCCCUUUGAUAUGUGUGGCUUAAUUGUUGCCAAGUAUUUUUCACUCCCCUCUGUGGUCUUCACCAGAGGAAUAUUUUGCCAUUAUCUAGAAGAAGGUGCACAGUGCCCCGUUCCUCUUUCCUAUGUUCCCAGAGAAAUCUUAGGGUUCUCGGAUGCCAUGACUUUCAAGGAGAGAGUACGGAAUCACAUCUUCCACUUGGAGGAACAUAUAUUUUGCCCUUAUUUUUUCAAAAAAUCCUUAGAAAUUGCCUCUGAAAUCCUUGAAACACCUGUCACAGCCUAUGAUCUCUUCAGCCAUGCAUCCAUUUGGUUGUUGCGAACUGACUUUGUUUUGGACUAUCCCAAACCUGUGAUGCCCAACAUGAUCUUCAUUGGUGGCAUCAACUGCAAUCAGGGGAAGCCAUUGCCUAAGGUAAGUGAUCUCUCCUUUAGCACAAUAAUCUGGCUUUGGAUAUUAGAAAAGAUUCUUUAUGGAACUGUCAUUCUUUACAUUUGUCAAAUGUUGAGUUUCUCUCUGGUUUAA